GACUCCAGGGAUGAACCAGAGCCUUAGAAUCUCCACUGGGCGCAUUUCUGGACCAGGAGAAAGGGCGCUUUUAGCAUCUGCUCUGGCGGCAGCCCCUGGAAGCCUCCUGAACGUGGGAGUGGCAACUUGGGCUCUUCUGGCGCCUUGUUGGAGCUGGAGCCCUGCCUCUCCUUCCCCUGACGUCACACUUCUCUAUUCCUGCCUCCACUUGGGACUCCGCCUGCUUGUUUUGACGCAGCAACUUUUCCUCAGUGGAACAUCUGUAGCUGUAUCACUAAGGCCUUUAUUCCUAACCCAGAAAAUUAGAUGCAUUGAAACAACGGUGAACAGCUAGGGAAGUGCGAUGCCCACACACAGCAGAUUGAGCAAAUGGGUUAUGAAACAUCGUGUGACGCUUCCUUGCAUAGCCCUGGCCAUCCCCAGCAUGGCAGUUGAGCUCUGAGGGACACACUUAGGGGAAGACGCGGUCGCUGUUGCUCUUGUGCCGCCGACUGUUGAUGUUCCCCAGAGCUGAGCACGUGGUCUGGGCCAGGAGUAGUUGGGUAUCCCAGCUCCAGAGCCGAGAGCCCUGCUGCUUCCAUCUGCCGCCUGAAAGGGCUGGCUUCUCUCUGGAUGCCACCCUAGGAUCCUGGGCGCUGCAGUUGACAGAGCAGCAUUCACAGUCCACCAUGCUGAUGGGGAUUGCAGUUGGAGCCCUCCUGGCCCUGGCUCUGGCCCUGCUUGGCAUCACUGUCUUUUUUGUGCACAGAAAGGUUAACCGAUCCCGACAAGUGCAGCCCGCUCCUCAGUACAGGUUCCGGAAGAGAGACAAAGUGAUGUUUUAUGGCCGCAAAAUCAUGAGGAAGGUGACCACGCUGCCCCACACGCUAGUUGGGAACACAGCUGCGUCCCGGCAGCGCAUGCGGAAGAGGACCAAGGUGCUCUCCUUGGCCAAGAGGAUUCUGCGCUUCAAGAAGGAGUACCCCACCCUGCAGCCAAAGGAGCCCCCACCCUCCGUGUUGGAGGCCGACCUCACAGAGUUUGAUGUGAAGAACUCCCACUUGCUGUCAGAAGUUCUGUACAUGCUGAAAAACGUUCGGGUCCUGGGUCACUUUGAGAAGCCGCUGUUCCUGGAACUUUGCAAACACAUGGUCUUCGUGCAGCUGCUCGAAGGGGAGCAUGUCUUCCGGCCGGGGGAGCCUGACACCAGCAUCUACGUGGUGCAGGAUGGGCAGCUGGACGUCUGCAUCCAGGAUGCGGACGGCACCGAGGUGGCAGUCAAAGAGGUGCUAGCCGGGGACAGCGUCCACAGCCUCCUCAGCAUCCUGGACGUCAUCACCGGCCAUGCUGCAGCCUACAAGACGGUGUCUGCCCGUGCUGCCGUCCCGUCCACUGUCCUCCGGCUUCCAGCUGUGGCUUUCCAAGGGGUCUUUGAGAAAUACCCAGAAACCCUGGUGAGAGUGGUGCAGAUCAUCAUGGUGCGGCUGCAGAGGGUCACCUUUAUGGCACUGCACAACUACCUGGGCCUGACCAUGGAGCUCUUCAACCCUGAGAGCCAGGCCAUCCCGCUCGUGUCCGUAGCCAGCGUGGCUGCUGGAAAGGCCAAGCGACAGGCAAGCUGCAGCCUCGAGGAGCGGCUGGAGAGCCCUGCACGGCCCCGGGAGCCCUGCGGCCCAGCAGACCAUGGGGACGGCUCCGCUGCAGCCUCCGGGCCUCUGCUGAAGAGAAGCCACUCCUUUCCGCUGCCAUCUGUCCGCAAGAUCUCAGAUGAGCCCGGCAAGGCCCAGGCAGGUGGCCAGGCCCCUCCCACUCCACCAGGCAGCACAGCAGGUGCCACCUCAGAGCUGAGGAUGGCGUGUGACCAAGCCAGGGCCCUCCUACAUGCAGAUGAGCAUCCCGGGAGCAGCGUGGCCAGCAAGUCCAAGAGGAGCGUGACCGUUGCCAAGACCCCUUCUGCCAUCUUCCACUACUUGGGGAGCAGCUCAGAUGACACAGAUGCCAUCUUCAGAGCCGCCAAGCAGGACCUGCUCACACUGAUGAAGCUGGACGACCCUUCGCUGUUGGAUGGCCGGGUGACACUUUUCCACGUCGCGGGGGGCACAGUGGUGGCCAGGCAGGGAGACCAGGACGUGAGCAUCCUAUUCGUGGUCUCGGGGCUGCUGCACGUGCACCAGCGGAAGGUGGACAGUGAGGAGGAGACUUGCCUGUUUGUCACGCGUCCUGGGGAGAUGGUGGGCCAGCUGGCUGUGCUCACCGGUGAGCCCCUCAUCUUCACCAUCAAGGCCAAUAGGGACUGCAGCUUCCUGUCCAUCUCCAAGGCGCACUUCUAUGAGAUCAUGCGGAAGCAGCCGUCCGUCGUGCUGGGUGUGGCGCACACUGUGGUGAAGCGGACGUCCUCCUUCGUGCGGCAGAUUGACUUCGCUCUGGACUGGAUGGAGGUGGAGGCCGGGAGAGCAAUAUACAGGCAGGGGGACAAGUCAGACUGUACCUACAUCGUCCUCAGUGGACGGCUGCGCUCAGUGAUCCGGAAGGAUGAUGGCAAAAAGCGCCUGGUGGGGGAGUAUGGCCGUGGAGACCUCGUCGGUGUGGUGGAGAUGCUCACCCACCAGGCCAGGGCCACCACAGUGCAUGCUGUUCGGGACUCAGAGCUGGCCAAGCUUCCAGCAGGAGCCCUGACGUCCAUCAAGCGCAGGCAUCCACAGGUUGUGACUCGGCUGAUCCACCUCCUGGGGGAGAGGAUCCUGGGCAGCCUCCAGCAGGGAUCUGCAGCAGGUCACCAGUUUGGGCUACAUACCGCAGCCAGCAAGUGGGACUCAGGGAACCCCGCCAGCAACCUCUCCACGGUAGCUGCCAUGCCUGUGUCGGAGGACGUGCCCCUCACUGCCUUCGCGCUGGAGCUCACGCACGCCCUCAGUGCCAUUGGCCCCACCCUGCUGCUGACAAGUGACAACAUAAAACAGCGCCUGGGUUCUGCUGCCCUGGACAGCGUCCAUGAGUACCGGCUGUCCAGCUGGCUGGGGCAGCAGGAGGACAUGCACCGCAUCGUGCUGUACCAGGCAGACAGCACCCUCACACCCUGGACCCAGCGCUGCAUCCGGCAAGCCGACUGCAUCCUCAUCGUGGGCCUGGGUGAGCAGGAGCCCACGGUGGGCGAGCUGGAGCGGAUGCUGGAGAACUCAGCUGUGCGAGCCCAGAAGCAGCUGGUCCUGCUGCACCGGCAGGAGGGGCCGGCCCCCGCCCGCACCGCGGAGUGGCUAAACAUGCGCAGCUGGUGCUCCGGCCACCUGCACCUCUGCUGCCCCCGCCGCGUCUUCUCCAGGAGGAGCAUGCCCAGGCUGGUGGACAUGUACGACCAGGUCUUCCAGAGGCCCCCCGACCAGCACUCGGACUUCUCCCGCCUGGCCCGGGUGCUGACCGGCAAUGCCGUCGCCUUGGUGCUUGGUGGGGGAGGGGCCAGAGGCUGUGCCCAGGUUGGCGUUAUCCGGGCCCUGACGGAGUGUGGCAUCCCCGUGGACAUGGUUGGAGGGACAUCAAUCGGGGCCUUCAUGGGCGCCCUGUACGCUGAGGAGCGGAACUACAGUCAGAUACGGAUCCGGGCCAAGCAGUGGGCUGAGGACAUGACAUCAGUGGUGAAGACCGUGCUGGACCUGACCUACCCCAUCACCUCCAUGUUCUCAGGGGCUGGCUUCAACAGCAGCAUGAGCAGCGUCUUCGGGGACCGGCAAAUUGAGGACCUCUGGAUCCCCUACUUCACCAUCACCACGGACAUCACCGCCUCUGCCAUGAGGGUCCACACCGACGGCUCCCUGUGGAGGUAUGUCCGUGCCAGCAUGUCCCUGUCAGGGUACAUGCCCCCACUCUGCGACCCCAAAGAUGGGCACCUGCUGAUGGAUGGGGGCUACAUCAACAACCUGCCAGCGGAUGUGGCCAGGUCGAUGGGAGCAAAGGUGGUGAUUGCCGUCGACGUGGGCAGUCGAGACGAGACGGACCUCACCAACUAUGGCGAUGCGCUGUCUGGGUGGUGGCUGCUCUGGAAGCGCUGGAACCCCCUGGCCACGAAAGUGAAGGUGUUGAACAUGGCAGAGAUCCAAGCGCGCCUGGCCUACGUGUGCUGCGUCCGGCAGCUGGAGAUGGUGAAGAGCAGUGAGUACUGUGAGUACCUGCGCCCCCCCAUCGACAGCUACCGCACGCUGGACUUCGGCAAGUUCAGUGAGAUCUGCGAAGCGGGGUACCAGCAUGGGUGGACGGUGUUUGAUGUCUGGCGUCGGAGUGGCAUCCUGGAGAAGAUGCUGCAGGACCAUCAGGGGUCAAGCAAGAUGAAGGCCUGCGACGUCCACACCUGCCCCAGUGCUUCCUUCACAGACCUUGCCGAGAUUGUGUCACGCAUUGAGCCUGCGAAGGUGGCCUCAGUGGAUGACGAGUCUGACUACCAGACUGAGUACGAGGAGGAGGUUCCCGACAGCCCCAAGGACACGUAUGCUGAUUUCCAGAGCGCCCCUGCGGACGUGGCCUCCGACUCCGAGGAUGAGCCCUCACUUCCGCAUCAGCAUCCUGGUCUGGCUUCCCCAAAAUGGUCCCAGGACUCCUCGUCCCCCCAGCACUCGGAUCAAGAUGGAUAGAGGCCUCCACACACCCUGAAACCCCUCCCCACCUGCCAGAAGACCAGGCUGGGCCCAGGGCCCUGCCCCGUGUGCCAAGUGUUAUCCCCGCUGGGGCCCAGGCUGGUGCUGGGGUGUCUUGGGCUUCCCUGUGCUGGCAGCUCCUAGCCAGACCCUUGGUCCUGCUCCCUUCUGCACACACAGCAGCCCUGGGGGACGGUGCGAGCCCCCGAUUCCCCUGAGAGCUGUCAGAGUCCCCCGUGCUUCUGCUUAGCAUGUCAAUAAAAGAAAUGUGUGUGGGCCGUG
Molecule: messenger RNA, 4883 nt
Organism: Manis pentadactyla (Chinese pangolin)
Lineage: Eukaryota; Metazoa; Chordata; Mammalia; Pholidota; Manidae
Gene: PNPLA7
Product: patatin like phospholipase domain containing 7
Exons: 35
Coding region: 498-4598 (1366 amino acids)
Biological process (GO): lipid metabolic process
Cellular component (GO): endoplasmic reticulum
Molecular function (GO): phosphatidylcholine lysophospholipase A1 activity
Source: RefSeq, a predicted model, not a curated record